Podarcis muralis (Common wall lizard) is the source of this 2056-nucleotide messenger RNA. NCBI's taxonomy places the organism in Eukaryota, Metazoa, Chordata, Lepidosauria, Squamata, Lacertidae. The record is from RefSeq and is a predicted model, not a curated record.
GGACAGACCGGGCCCAACUGAUUUAGGUUCCCGUGAGCCCAUGGUCAAAAUACAAACAGGGAACCGAACCAUCCCCUUCAUGGUUGACACAGGAGCCGCCCACUCUGUUUUGCCAGUACCAGUGUCCAAGCCCACCAAGCAAACAAUUAACAUAAUAGGAGCUACAGGCAAAUCACAAAGAGCCCCCUUUUUGCAAUCUGUUGCCUGUCGCCUGGGCGGCCAAGUGGUCCAACACAAGUUUUUGUAUAUACCAGAGUGUCCCAUCCCAUUAUUGGGCCGAGACCUGCUAUCAAAAUUGCAAGCCCAGAUUUCCUUCCAACCGACAGGAGAAGUGACAAUGACUACAGGGCAAGCAGGAGAGUUCUCCUUAGAGGUACCCAUGAGGGAACACUGGCGCUUAAUGAUGAUAAAAGAAGAGGAGGGGAUUAUUCCAGAAGACCUCCUGCAAGAAGUUAAUCCUGGUGUAUGGGCAGAAAGCAACCCACCCGGAAUGGCAAAGAACAUCCCACCUAUAAUAGUCAAGCCCAAGCCAUUCGCCAACCCUGUGGCUGUGAACCAAUAUCCUAUCCCCCGAAGAGCUGCGGAAGGAGUAUGGGUACAUUUGGAACGGUUACUUCGCCAUGGCAUCCUGAGGCAGUGGCAGUUAUCCAUUGUUAUGGACACAAGACUGGACCAGGGGAAGUGGCCAGAGGAAACCGAUUGGCAGACAGAGUAGCCAAGGAAGCAGCCCAAGAACUGGCCCCCGCCUCGGUUAUUGGAGCACUGGUCCCAGAAGAGAUUUUAAGCACCGCUGACAAGCCAGCUUACACGAAGCAGGAAAGGGACACUGCAGACGCUCAGGAGUUGACGUUGUCCAAAGAAGGAUGGUACCUUACCCCUGAUAACAGGAUAUGGAUUCCAGAGUCCCUUUCUCAGCAGGUUACUCAGAGAUACCAUGAUUCAACCCACAUCGGACCAGAUGCUACAACCAAGCAGCUGGAGAAAUGCUUCUAUAUAGCCCACCUCUACCAACUGGCAGCCCAGAUCUCCAGGAAAUGCCUGCUGUGUCAAAAGAAUAAUCCCAGAGCCGGACCACUGGCUCCCCCAGGGAUUCAGCACAGUGGAACUGCACCUAUGGAAGAUCUUGUCGUGGACUUUACUGAAUUACACCGUUGUGGACUGCACCGCUACCUGCUGGUAGCAGUGUGCACCUACACCGGAUGGGUCGAAGCAUGGCCCACAAAGACUGAAAAGGCAUUUGAAGUAACCAGGUGCCUGCUUAGGGAAAUCAUCCCUCGCUAUGGAUUGCCGAGGUCCAUAGGAUCUGACAAUGGACCAGCAUUUGUUCAUGCAGUCCUACAGGGACUGGCAAAAGCGCUCCAGAUCAACUGGAAGCUGCAUAGUGCUUAUAGACCCCAGAGUUCUGGAAAAGUAGAGAGAAUGAACAGGACUCUAAAGAAUCAGCUGUCCAAGCUGACACAGGAAACCGGGUCUAAUUGGGUGACCAUGUUGCCCUUGGCGUUACUCAGGGUCCGCAGUCUCCCGUCAAAACGGACCCACUUGUCACCCUUUGAAGUUAUGUUUGGGAGACCAGUUCCAUAUGUUAGAAUGUUAACUCCAUAUGCUAGCCAAGAUGUGCAAUUGAAUAACUAUGUACAGUCACUCUCCCAAGUUUUCUCUUAUCUUAACAGGUGGACCCAGGCUCACACCCCAUGUGUGUUAACUGAAUCGUUCCAUCAGUUCGAGCCAGGUGACGAAGUGUGGGUGAAAGACUGGCAACGAGCCCCCCUACAGCCCUGCUGGAGGGGACCCUACACUGUGCUACUUUCUACACCUACUGCUGUGAAGGUUGCUGGCAUCACCCCGUGGGUCCACCAUACUCGAGUGAAGAAAGCCAUUUUUGACUGGACAGUAACACCAGAUCCAGAGAACUCCCUUCGGCUGACCAUCUCCAGGCACCCGGUAGACAACCGCCCUGCUGGUGUCACUCCGGAGGCUGAUACCUCUACGCACGGCUGAAGAAUUGGAUGGGAGGGGCGCCCGCGGGCAGCGUCCCCAACGUAAAAACUUGCUCUCC